AUGACUUGUGAUUGGUGUGGGGGUCGUCAUCAAAGUCAAGAUUGCCAAAACAACAAUACCUUCGCUAAGUUGGAGCAGGUUGAUUAUGUAGGAAAUGCUCUUAGGAACCAACAACCUUCGAUUCACAAUUUAGAGAAUCAAGUGGGGCAGAUUGCAAAGCUUUUGAGUGAAAGGCCCCAAGGAAUCUUGCCUAGCAACACAGAGACAAAUCCUAGAGAGCACCUCAAGGUCAUUACCUUGAGAAGUAGAAAAAAAUUAAGAACAGAAAGAAAGCAAGCAGAAAAGCAAUCUGAUGCGGUUAAAGAGGUAGCUGAAGAAGAGAAGGGUGUAGAGGCUAAAGUGAAAGAAAAAGUAGAAGUAACAUCAAAGCCUACCCCUUUUGCAAAGGAGUAUAAACUAAGGAUGCCCAAGUAUGCUAAGUUCUUAAAGGAACUCCUCUCUAACAAGAGAAAGCUUGCAGAAGUGUUAAUGGUGCAACUAUGGGAGAAGAGCUCGACGAUCAUUCAAAGGCGAUUACCAAAGAAGCUAAAAGAUCCAUGGAGUUUUACUAUCCCUUGCUUUAUUGGUAAUUUAAAUAUUGAUAAUGCACUUGCUGACUUGGGGGCUAGCAUUAGUGUUAUGGCUUAUAAUUUGAGUAUCAUUGAAGAUGUGUUGGCAAAGGUUCAAGAGUCUACUUUUUCUGUGGAUUUUGUAAUCAUGGAUAUGGAUGAGGAUGUUGAUGUUUCUCUUAUCCUUGGUAAACCCUUUCUUGCUACAGUUAGAGCCAUUAUUGAUGUUAAUGAUGGUAAGCUCAUUCUUAGGGCAAGGGAUGAACAAUUGACUUUUCAAACCCCCGAUGGUAUGAAACACCCACUUGCACUUAAUGAUAUGAAUUCUAGUGAUGAUAUGAUAGAGCAGGAAACUGUCAAUUUAAUUUCAUCUAUCGUUGCGAAAGAUCCUCUUGAGUUGUGUAUUGUGCAGAAACAGGAAAAACUAGGAACAUCAGAAGUUGUUGAGCAGUUAGCCUAUCUAGAGGCUGGAAAAUCAAUAAAGAAGCAGACAUUUAAAGCUAUUGAGAUGCUCAAUAAAGAAAGAAUGAGGCCUCCUAUUAAAUACCUGCCAACUUUGAAGCUUAAGCAGUUCCCAUCUCAUUUAGAAUAUGUAUUUUUGGUGGAGAUGAUUAAGCUCCUUGAUGCGGGUUGA
This is a messenger RNA of Ricinus communis (castor bean), 1182 nucleotides long. RefSeq lists its product as uncharacterized. The transcript has 4 exons. The record is from RefSeq and is a predicted model, not a curated record. The coding region runs from base 1 to 1182 and encodes 393 amino acids. NCBI's taxonomy places the organism in Eukaryota, Viridiplantae, Streptophyta, Magnoliopsida, Malpighiales, Euphorbiaceae.